This is a messenger RNA of Myotis myotis, 6181 nucleotides long. It is a transcript of the gene AMER2, whose product is annotated as APC membrane recruitment protein 2. Gene Ontology annotation, cellular component: plasma membrane. NCBI's taxonomy places the organism in Eukaryota, Metazoa, Chordata, Mammalia, Chiroptera, Vespertilionidae. The transcript has a single exon. The coding region runs from base 26 to 2059 and encodes 677 amino acids. Gene Ontology annotation, molecular function: phosphatidylinositol-4,5-bisphosphate binding; beta-catenin binding. Gene Ontology annotation, biological process: regulation of canonical Wnt signaling pathway. The record is from RefSeq and is a predicted model, not a curated record.
AAGCUGCUUCUCCCGCUCGGUUUCCAUGGAGACGAGCGAGCGCGGCCGCGGCGGCGGGGCUGUCAGCGCGCGCGGCGGCGGCGCGGCCGCGGGGGUCUGCAGGAGGAAGGAGGAGGCCGGUGCCGGGACCCUCGCGGCAGACAUGGACUUGCCUUGUGAUUGUGCUGCCGGAACUCCGGCCUCCGAGCAGCCGUCGGGGAAGAUUAACAAAGCUGCUUUCAAAUUAUUCAAGAAGAGGAAAUCGGGUGGCACCAUGCCCAGCAUAUUUGGGGUCAAAAACAAAGGGGAUGGGAAAGGCGCGGGUCCGCCGGGCAUGGUGAGGAGCAGGACCCACGACGGACUAGCCGAGGUGGUGGUGCUGGAGGGCGGCAGAAAGGAGGAGCCGCGCGGCGGGGGCGACGGCGGCGGUGGCGGGGGUGACCGCGGCGGGGGUCGGCCGAACCCCGGCCCCCCCAGAGCCGCCGGGCCGGGCGUGGGCUCGCUGGCCAGCAGCUCUGUGGCUAAGUCGCACAGCUUCUUCUCCCUUUUGAAAAAGAACGGGAGGUCGGAACCUGGCAGAGGGGACGCGGGAGAUGCCGGCAAGGCUGGCGGCAAACAAAAGAGGGGGCUGCGAGGGCUCUUCAGCAGCGUGCGCUGGCACAGGAAGGACAAGCGCGGCAAGGAGGGGGAGCGCGGGGCGCGCUCGGGGGGCCCGGCCGGCCUCGCCCUGCCGGGGUCGCUCACGGCCAGCCUGGAGUGCGUCACGGAGGAAGCGCCGCGACCCGCGUUCGCGCCGGAGAACCCGAGCAGGGACGCGCCGCCAGACCCAGCAGGUGAGCCCGGAGUGGGAGAGCCGGCGCCGGCCUCCGCCGAGCGCCCCGAAGUGCCCCGCGGCCAAGAGGCCGAGGGCCCCGGCGCCCCGACCGCCAGCGGCGCCCCGGGAGAGGACGCCGCGGGGCCCCGGCGCGCCGAGGAUCCCCGGGCACCCCCCGAGCUGGGCGCUGGGCAGGUGCGGCCGGCCGAGGAUACCUCCAGGACAGGUGACGUUCCGAUAAAGACCGUCCCCCUUGUCGACUCCGACUGUGGCAGCGGCCGGGCGUCUGCCGUCCCUGACCCUUCCUCUGUUGAUCCGCCCUCAGACCCAUCGACCGAUCGUAUUUGUUUGAUGUUUUCUGACGUGACUUCACUGAAAAGCUUUGACUCUCUUACAGGCUGUGGAGAUAUUAUUGCAGACCAAGAGGACGAGGCAGGGCCCAGCUGUGACAAGCAUGCCCCGGGGACAGGCAAGCCAGGUGUGUCUAAAAAGAACCCCAGCGUGGUGGCCUACCAAGGAGGCGGGGAGGAGAUGGCGAGCCCGGAUGGGGUGGAUGACACCUAUCUGCAGGAAUUCUGGGACAUGCUCUCCCAGACUGAGGGCCAAGGACAAGGCCCCCCCGAGGGACUGGCUAAGGCCGCCGCAGCACUGGACGCCAAGGGGGCUCCCGAGACCUCUAAAGACACCCGGGGGGUCGAAGUGGCCAAGGACGUGUCCUCGGUCAAGCGUAGGAGGCUCAACCGCAUUCCCAUUGAGUCGCAGCCCAAGGAGGAGCCCAAGCACCUGCUGAAGGAGCAGCAAGAAGGCGUCCCCAACAGUGAUGAGGGCUACUGGGAUUCCACCACCCCAGGCCCCGAGGAAGACAGCACGGGCAGCGGGAAGAAGGCGGGCAUCUCCAGGGAUAGCUACAGCGGCGAUGCGCUCUACGAUCUCUACGCGGAUCCGGAUGGAAGCCCGGCUGCCCUUCCUGCCAACGAGGAGGCGCCCUGUGUGUCUAGGUUAAAGCCCGUGUCUCCGGGCACCAUCACCUGCCCACUGCGAACACCAGGCAGUCUGCUGAAGGACUCUAAAAUCCCCAUCAGCGUCAAGCACCUCGCCAACCUUCCGUCCAGCCAUCCCGUGGUGCACCAGCAACCAGCCAGGAGCGAGGUGCCCAGAACAAAAAUCCCGGUGUCCAAAGUGCUCGUCCGCAGGGUCAGCAACCGAGGCUUGGCUGGGACCACCAUCCGGGCAGCGGCCUGCCACGACAGUGCCAAAAAGUUGUGAGGUCUUUGAGGCCAAGAUGGAUGGACCACAUGUCAAGGAAUACAACUUUCCCUGGUAACCACUGAAAUAAGUUCUGCUUUUCCUAAAAAAAGGCUUUGAGGACCUUCUCUGCUACAGAGCCUGGACCGAGGGUCUUUGUCCCCGCUGGGGCAGGAGACACUAGAGAGGGGAUCCACACUGCACAUGGGAGUCUCCUCCCCAAGAUAAGUCCCUGGGAAUUAUUUUCAAGCACUUUUUUUUCUUUUUAAAAAUAUGUCUUCUGUCUUUUUUCUUUAAUGCACUGAAUACUUGGAAGUCAUCUUUACUUGCCUUUUCAGAAAGAGGACUCAGCCAAACCGAAGUAAGUGUCAGGCCAUGAUGUUUGGCCAUGCCAGGGUCCAGAGGUCUGGAGGAGCCACUGCAAGAACCAGAAGAGUCCUCCUCUUCCAUGAUCCUUCCCUUCCCCUUCCCCUUCCCCUUCCAGGGGGUGGGGUGGAGGGUGGGCAGGGAAGACCCUUUGCUGUAUGGAAAACACCUAGAAAGCUGGGGAAAAAAAACACCCCCAAACAACCAGAACAGGUAUUACCUGAUGAGCAGAGGGCAUCACUGGCAGAAAAUUUUCCUAGUUUCAGUUGCUAGAUAUGCAAAUAGGUAAAUAUCUACCACUGGGUCAAAGAAAGGAGAGUUUUGGUUUGAUCAUUUGUUUGGGGAGAAAAAUGCUCAGCAGAGCAGGUUUUUUCCUUUUUGUUGUUUUCCCAUCCCAUGCAGAAAUCAGGACUGGGGAAAGAUUUCGUUACAUGCCAACAGACCCAACAUUGCAGCAUUUAUCAACUGUCACUUUUUCAUGUGUAGAUAAUGCAUCUUUUACCGUUUAUCCAGCUGUUAACAUUUUAUAAUCUGUUCGUAACCUCAAGUUUAAAACCUGGUUUUAUAGCUAAAUAUGGUAACUGUCCCCAAACCAUUGAUAUUCUUUUAUGUGCCGUAACCUGCAGCAAUUCUGUUGUUGUUUUAUAUGGGUUCUCUGGCUUUCCGUGCACAAACAAACAAAACAAACUAUUGUGUUGCUGUUCCAGGCAUUGGUUCUGCCUUGUCUUGGUAGGAGUCUGUUUCUUACACAAAAUCUUGAUUUUUUUCAGAGAUUUUACCUUUGUUAUAAAAAAUUUUGGAUUCAACCGUCCCUCAAUAUGGGGAUUCUAAAGUGAGGAACACACAACAAACAACAAUAGAAAAAUAUAGUUUUUCAUAUCAUUAGACUUCUGCUUCAUAGACUUAUGACUGAGACAGGUUAUGUUCAGAAUAUAACACUGGCAAGCUUAUAUAUCAUAAACACUUUAUGCCAGGAUUUUUUGAAAAGUGGCUUACUUUGUGUACAUUCUCUAUUAUUUGAGAUGAAAUAUUUAUUUCAGAAAGGGUUCCCAUACGCCUCGGUAGUUUGAAUUAUAAACCGAAGCAGUUCCUAGAAUACUAUUAAGGUCUAAUGAUUCUACAACAGUGUCUGAAAUGCACUUCAGAGCGUUUAAUCAAGAGACCAGAGUUUCUGCUAGGAAGUGACUCAUGGUGUCAGGAAGAUAGACAUAUUCAAAGGAAACUACACAUGUAAAUGACAUCAACACUUCUAUAUAACUUUCGUUUUUCCAGAGAUUGCCUAAGUAAUGAACUGAUAUUACAUGUUUUUUAAGUUUGUUUUCUGUAAAGGAAAGAAUAAGACAAGUAUACGAAAGCCUAUUUGAAUAAUAUGAAUGAAGUAACAAAAUAGUCAUCAAAGGAAAACAAAUUUGAGGCAGUUUUAAAAUCUCCAUUUUAAAUCUGCAGCGAUUCGGUUAGAAGAGGUGGUAGAGAUUUGCCAAUUUUUUUGUUAGAUUACUGGCUUUUAUUGCAUUGUGUCAGAUUCUUAGUGUUAUUUCAAAGUAAUGUUUCAUUUUCUUGUGUCUAUAGAUGAGGUCCUAUACUCAGGCAUGGCUUUAAGAACUCUGAAUACAUCAUUAGGAAUUCAUAAAGCAACUCACACUCACACGUGCUAAUGCACUCAACUGUGCACAAACUAACAAAGGCAUCUACUGUAAAAUUGGAAGUUGAAGUAUUUGAAAUGUUUUCUGUCUUGAGAAAUGAAUUUAAAUUUGACUUAAUGCUGAUAGUACUAUUUAGGCUCAAAAAACAUUCAUUUUCCACUAGUGAAUGGAAAGAACAUAAAUUUUAUUCCUAACUGUAAAAUGAAGCAUCUUUAUUUUCUUUUUGUGUAUUUUCUUGCAAGGAUUGUAUUUCCUCAGUGAGAAUACAUGGCAAAGUUAUGAUUGUUCAUUUGUUCAGUUGUACAGGAAAGUUGGGAGUACCUGAAGUAUUAAUGAGAAUACUGUAAUAGUAAAGGCAAUCUAUUUAUUUUGUAAGCACUGGGACAAACUAUUUUUACUUUCACAGAUUUGGGGCUUAUUUCUGUAUUUACACUGCUAUUUUGUGUGGUUUUUUUUUUAUAUAUAAGUAAAGGAAAAUGGCAGCAAAGUGUAUUUCCUCUGACCUGUCCAUUAACCAUUUAUACAUGAUUGAAAACAUGUUUUCUACUCUUUUUUCCAUUUUUUUCUCUAUAUCUUUAAGAAUUCCACAUACACCAGUCAAAUGAAGGAUUCAGGCAAUGAAUUAAAUGCCUUCAGUCACUUGAUGGGAAAUCAGGACCAGUGUAGGAAGAGGGUGUUCUUAACCUUUUCCAACCGUAGACAAGGGGUCAGAGCUGUUUGUUUGUGUUUUUGUUUGUUUGGUGCCAAGGGCUAUUUUUAUCCAUUCAUGUUCAUGGAGAGUGGACUUUUAAAAAGAAUUUUAACAGAUUUCCAUUUCAAUGAUUAUUAAUGCAUUAUCUAAUUUGGCCAUAUUUCCUGAUUUUUUUUUUAAAGGAAAGGAUUGGAUAUGGGCUGAUGACACCUUUCCCGAGUAUGAUUCUGAGAUGCUUGGUUGACUAAGUCCCUGUGGUGAAAGAGCUAGCCAAAUUAAAAACAAAAAGUCAAAUCAAUUGUUGGCUCUGAAUUUAUUGGUCAGUGUAACAGCUCUGCACAAAGACGGCCUGAUUUUGGUAUCUACAUUACACAGACAGUACUUGAACCACUGUGCUUGGUGCUAUCGGUGGUUGAUGCUUUUAUUCUCCCAUUAGCACCAAUAAGGAGAAAUUUUACUGCAGCAUUUUGAAUAAUUACAAGAGAAAGUAGAUCUUUAUUAUUUCAUCUAAUAACAACAAUGGAAUAUAGGACAUUAAGGAUUUUUUUUGGAUACCUUUUCCACAAAUUAUCUGCCUACUUAAAUACAAAGUGUUUAACAUCUACAAAGGUGACGACUUAUUAAGUUUAAAGGGUUUACUAAUUAAUUGCAGAACUAGUUUUCAAGUAUUUGCAUUUAAAUGAAAUUUCAAAUAGCCCUUUCCCCACAUAGUUAUCAAGGUAAAAGGAUAUAUUAGAUAUCAAGAUUUCUUUGAACUUUCUAAGAGUUUUCAUUAUUGAUAUCUUAGAUUAAUUUUCAGAGACUCUUUAUCUUUAACUUUGUAGGGAGAGUUUGAGUAAUGGAACUUUCUGUCUUCUCCCUUUGUUUCCAUCAUGUUUGCUUCCUGCCCUCAGAUAACAAUAAUGGGAUCUUUCUCAUGAUUUAGCGCCUUUUGACAUUUGCGUUGUGGAACUCAUUUCCUGGGUUUAGUUAUUCUAGAUUUCUCUCCUGAUGAUGAUUAUCUGGACUUGGCCCCUGUGCUUGACUGCUACUGAGACAUGUUCUAGUACAUUCACAUAUACUUUGCUACCCUUAUUGUCAUGAAGUUAAUUUAGGAAUUGUUAUACUCUUAAAAAUAAGGAAGAAAAAACAUCACAGUUACCUCCUAUCACGACUGAGGAUGGCCAAUUCAAAGUUCCUGGAUGAAAUGAGAGGAGGCACCCAAAUACUUCAGUCUAAUCCUGUUUCCCUUCCCCUUCUCCAGGCAGACCAACGUGUGAAUAACAGUUCUUAUUUAGGGAUUUUCAAUUCGUUACAUGAAAAAAUUUAUGAAAUAGUUUGAAACCAAAAGGCUAGUAUGGCAGACUAUCAUUUAAAAUAUAUAUAUUGAUUUCAGAGAGGAAGGGAGAAGGAGAGAGAGAUAGAAACAUCUAUGAUAAGAGAGAAUCAUUGACUGGCUGGCUG